This is a messenger RNA of Choloepus didactylus (southern two-toed sloth), 1819 nucleotides long. Its product is annotated as poly(A) polymerase alpha-like. Gene Ontology annotation, cellular component: nucleus. The transcript has a single exon. The record is from RefSeq and is a predicted model, not a curated record. The coding region runs from base 134 to 1261 and encodes 375 amino acids. Gene Ontology annotation, molecular function: poly(A) RNA polymerase activity. NCBI's taxonomy places the organism in Eukaryota, Metazoa, Chordata, Mammalia, Pilosa, Megalonychidae.
GGCGCGGGAGUGGGGUUGGAUCCAGGGCUGAGGCAGGCGUCCCCCUCCCUCCCGCCUCAGUGGAUUAUGCCCAGGGCGGCAGCAGCGGCGGUUGCGGGGGGGAAGUGACUGGGCGGUGCCGGCGCAGGAGACGAUGCCGUUUCCAGUCACAACGCAGGGAUCACAACCAACACAGCCGCCACAGAAGCACUAUGGCAUUACCUCUCCUAUCAGUUUAGCAGCCCCCAAGGAGACUGACUGCAUACUUACACAGAAACUGAUUGAGACUCUGAAACCUUUUGGGGUUUUUGAAGAGGAAGAGGAACUGCAGCGCAGGAUUUUAAUUUUGGGAAAAUUAAAUAACCUGGUAAAAGAGUGGAUACGAGAAAUCAGUGAAAGCAAGAAUCUCCCACAAUCUGUAAUUGAAAAUGUUGGAGGAAAAAUUUUUACAUUUGGAUCUUACAGAUUAGGAGUACACACAAAAGGUGCCGAUAUUGAUGCGUUGUGUGUUGCACCAAGACAUGUUGAUCGAAGUGACUUUUUCACCUCAUUCUAUGAUAAAUUGAAAUUACAGGAAGAAGUAAAAGAUUUAAGAGCUGUUGAAGAGGCGUUUGUACCAGUUAUCAAACUGUGUUUUGAUGGAAUAGAGAUUGAUAUUUUGUUUGCAAGAUUAGCACUGCAGACUAUUCCAGAAGAUUUGGACCUACGAGAUGACAGUCUGCUUAAAAAUUUAGAUAUAAGAUGCAUAAGAAGUCUUAAUGGUUGCAGGGUAACCGAUGAAAUUUUACAUCUAGUACCAAACAUUGACAACUUCAGGUUAACUCUGAGAGCUAUCAAACUGUGGGCCAAACGCCACAACAUCUAUUCCAAUAUAUUAGGUUUCCUCGGUGGUGUUUCCUGGGCUAUGCUAGUAGCAAGAACUUGCCAGCUUUAUCCAAAUGCAAUAGCAUCAACUCUUGUACAUAAAUUUUUCUUGGUAUUUUCUAAAUGGGAAUGGCCAAAUCCAGUGCUUUUGAAACAGCCCGAAGAAUGCAAUCUUAAUUUGCCUGUAUGGGACCCAAGGGUAAACCCCAGUGAUAGGUACCAUCUUAUGCCUAUAAUUACACCAGCAUACCCACAGCAGAACUCCACGUACAAUGUGUCCGUUUCAACACGGAUGGUCAUGGUUGAGGAGUUUAAACAAGGUCUUGCUAUCACAGAUGAAAUUUUGCUGAGUAAGGCAGAGUGGUCCAAACUUUUUGAAGCUCCAAACUUCUUUCAAAAGUACAAGUAUGUAUUUUAAGGCAUGUUGGACAUGUUGCUUUCUUAAAUGAUAAUUGUUUAAUAGUAGCAUAUAUGACAUCUUCUCUUGCUAAACUAAUGUAGCUUUGAAUUUUCCUUUAAACCUCUCAGAAUUUUCUGUCCUGUCAUAAAGGGUGUACUGUUUUAGUAAACCAUUUAUUAUUUACUUUUUCGUGGUAGUAUUUGCUUUCUACUAUUUUGCUGACUGAUCUAACCCAAUUCCUACUACAACUGUAGAAAUGUCAACUCUGUUGGCAUGUGUUAGUGACGACCAACACUCUUAAAAUCCAUAUACUUUGGCAAAUGGGUGAACUGUUAAAAUCUGUAGUCAGUAUCUUCUGUUGAGUAUUUUCAGCCAAUCUUGGAAAAUUAUUUAUCAAGAUUCUCUAUAAAUAGACAAAAGUAAAAAAAAAAAGGUCAAUAUAUAGUCAAUUAAAUGUUUCCAGUAGUGAAAAUACACUAUUCGCCUACCUUUUCCAAAACCCAGUGUUAAUAAAGCCCCUUCAAAUACUUCUGCAAAUACGUUUCUUGGGAUUUAAGUUGUGUGGUGUUUUUUAGU